This is a messenger RNA of Paecilomyces variotii, 759 nucleotides long. RefSeq names its product polysaccharide deacetylase family protein. The record is from RefSeq and is a predicted model, not a curated record. The coding region runs from base 1 to 759 and encodes 252 amino acids. Lineage: Eukaryota; Fungi; Ascomycota; Eurotiomycetes; Eurotiales; Thermoascaceae. Gene Ontology annotation, molecular function: hydrolase activity, acting on carbon-nitrogen (but not peptide) bonds. The transcript is spliced from 3 exons. Gene Ontology annotation, biological process: carbohydrate metabolic process.
AUGUCGAUCAUACGCAUCGCAACCCUCAUCACCUUGGCAUUCUCGCCACUCUCCCUAGCCAGCCCGACUCUUGAUGACCAGAACCAAACGCUCACCAAGCGCAGCCCUGUACCGUUUGGUGUGUAUAUCGAAAGAUGCAGCAUCCCCGGCACCAUUGCCCUGACGUUCGAUGAUGGCCCGCAUGUCUUCACGCCCAAGGUGCUGGAUACUUUGAGGUCCAGGGGCGCGAGGGCUACAUUCUUUGUGAAUGGGCAGAGUACAGGGAAUAUUCAUGCCAAUGCGGGUGUAGUGCAGCGUGCGAUUGCGGAGGGGCAUCAGAUCGGGUCUCAUACCUGGAGUCAUCCAUCUCUUGCAGGACUCGACUAUAAUGCUAUUAUAGAUCAGAUGUUGGCCCUUGAGGGUGCGUUUAUGCAGAUCAUCGGCCGAAUCCCGACGUAUAUGAGACCGCCGUUCCUGGCUGUGGAUGGGGCAGUGUUGGCGGCCAUGGGGCAGUUGGGGUAUCAUGUCAUUGGUGCCAGUAUCGAUACGAAAGACUACGAGAAUGACAACCCUGCUGCUAUCCAGAACAGUCUGGUGAGGUUCAGAGAUCAGUUGAAUGCUGGGGGCACGAUUUCGUUGGCGCAUGAUGUACGCCAGUGGACCGUUGAGGUUCUCGUGCAGGCGAUGAUUGAUGAGGUGUCUGCCAGGGGAUUAAGGAUGGUUCCUGUGGGUGAAUGUCUAGGUGACCCAGCGGAUCUUUGGUACCGGGGCCCGCGUUGA